CGAGGAAAUGGCUGCUUUUAAGACCUUAAUACGUUUGUUAAUUUUCUGGAUGUACAGUCAUGGGUAUUUAGGUACGACUUCUAACCCGUGCCUUGAAAGCAAACAUGAUGUUCUGAAAAACGUUGGAUCAAGGAAUGCCCAUUGCUUGGUUGCAGACAUACCACUCUACCAACAGCUCUGCGAUCAAUAUCUCAAGCAUGUAUGGUACAAGACUGAGAAUGCCACGAUACGGACCAGCGCCCCCGUUAACGGCAAUUGCGGGGCUGUAACUGCGGCUUGGUUAAGGGAUUUUCCCCCCACCGAGUUCGAUGGUGUUCGAAACAUGACGAUGUGCAUACGGGAAGGAUCCAACAACUGUGUGUGGGAGUUCAACAUUGAAAUAAAGAAUUGUGGUCAAUUUUUAGUAUAUCACUUACAACCAUUGCCGGAAACAUUCAAUUGUCCAGCUGCGUACUGCUUUGAUUCGUCUUUACCAUGUACAACGCCGGCUCCGAUAUCGACGGCCAGUCCAACUACAGAGAACACAUAUACACAAUCAACUCCGAUAUUCACGUCUAGUCAUACUACUAAAAUACACUACGAAAGCGAAAAUACAGAUGACAACUCCAUAAUGAUUCGUGUCUGCAUAACCGUCAUUAUGGCUUCAGCAGCGGCUAUAACUGGCUCAUGCGUAUGGUGGAAGCUAAAAAUAUAUUAUACGAAACGGAUAUGUGCAACGAACGGCUUUACAGAAAUUCACGUCCACAGUAUAAACAAACCCAAAGAUUACCAGGAUAUGAGAAUUGACAAUGUCAUAAAGAAUACCUGAACGGCAAGCAACAAAAGUUUAGAAAAAAUUACCUACAACGAAACAAAUUCAUACGAACAGGACCUUGAUAAUGGAAGUGAAGAGGUCAUGUAUUAUACUUGCACAGCGAACACUAAUAAUGAAUCCUUUUACUGACAUCCUCUUGUUUUUUUAAACGACGCAAUGAACAUUGAUUAAAAAAAUGUUUCUACUACAAAUUACACUGAAACUAUGUACAUAAUAUAGAAGAGAAAGACUUAUACAUGUAACUUGUAUUUUUAUUCUGAGUUACGAACUUAUACCAGUAGAUCAAUUUUGAUUAAUUUGAAAUAUACAAAAGAACAGUAAAGUAACGAAAAGCUUGUCGAGAGAGAGAGAGAGAGAGAGAGAGAGAGAGAGAGAGAGAGAGAGAUAGAGAGAGAGAGAGAGAGAGAGAGAGAGAGAGAGA
Molecule: messenger RNA, 1235 nt
Organism: Dreissena polymorpha
Lineage: Eukaryota; Metazoa; Mollusca; Bivalvia; Myida; Dreissenidae
Product: pancreatic secretory granule membrane major glycoprotein GP2-like
Exons: 6
Coding region: 8-808 (266 amino acids)
Source: RefSeq, a predicted model, not a curated record